AUGAUCGCCAGACAGCAGGGCAUCCGAGGCGGGUCCCGUGGCUUUAGCUGUGGCUCGGCCAUCGUAGGUGGGGUCAAGAAGGCUGCUUUCAGCUCGGCCUCCAUGUCUGGGGGUGCAGGCCGCUGCUCCUCUGGGGGCUUCGGCAGCAGAAGCCUCUACAACCUCGGAGGGAACAAGAGCAUCUCCAUCAGCAUGGCCGGGGGCCGGCAGGGUGCUGGCUUUGGGGCUGCAGGUGGCUUUGGGGCUGCUGGAGGUUUUGGGGCUGCUGGAGGUUUUGGCUCUGGUUUUGGUGCCGGCGGCUUUGGCGGUGGAUUCGGGGGCUCCUUCGGUGGACGAGGUGGUGCUGGCUUCCCGGUCUGCCCUGCUGGAGGGAUUCAGGAAGUCACCAUCAACCAGAGCCUGCUGACCCCACUCCAUGUGGAGAUCGACCCUGAGAUCCAGAAGGUCCGGACUGAGGAGCGUGAGCAGAUCAAGCUCCUCAACAACAAGUUUGCUUCCUUCAUUGACAAGGUGCGGUUCUUAGAGCAGCAGAACAAGGUGCUAGAGACCAAAUGGAAACUCCUCCAGCAGCAGACGACUACCACAUCUGUCAAAAACCUCGAGCCCUUCUUUGAGGCCUACCUCAAUGCCCUGAGGAAGCAGGUGGAUACCUUAGCCAACGACAAGGGACGCCUGCAGUCUGAGCUGAAGAUCAUGCAGGACAGUGUGGAGGACUACAAGACCAAAUAUGAAGAUGAAAUCAACAAACGCACAGCUGCUGAAAAUGACUUUGUGGUCCUCAAGAAGGAUGUGGAUGCUGCCUACAUGAACAAGGUGGAGCUGGAGGCCAAGGUGGAUGCCCUCAACGAUGAGAUCAACUUCCUGAGGGUCCUCUAUGCUGCGGAGCUGUCCCAGAUGCAGACCCAGGUCAGCGACACAUCUGUGGUCCUCUCCAUGGACAACAACCGCAACCUGGAUCUGGACAGCAUCAUCGCUGAGGUCCGGGCCCAGUAUGAGGAGAUUGCCCAGAGGAGCAAGGCCGAGGCCGAGGCCCUGUACCAGACCAAGGUCCAGCAGCUUCAGAACUCAGUGGACCAACAUGGAGACAGCCUGAAGAACACCAAGAAUGAGAUUUCAGAGCUUAACAGGUUGAUCCAGAGGCUGCGGGCUGAGAUCGAGAACGUCAAGAAGCAGUGCCAGACUCUGCAGGGAUCUGUGGCCGAUGCAGAGCAGCGUGGGGAGGUGGCCCUAAAAGAUGCCUACAGCAAGCGCACAGAGCUAGAGGCCGCCCUGCAGAAGGCCAAGGAGGAGCUGGCCCGUGUGCUGCGAGAGUACCAGGAGCUCCUGAGCGUCAAGCUGGCCCUGGACAUCGAGAUCGCCACCUACCGCAAGCUGCUGGAGGGCGAGGAGUGCCGAAUGUCUGGAGAAUGCCAGAGUGCUGUGAGCAUCUCUGUGGUUGGUGGCGCUGCCAGUGCAGGAGGGCUCAGUGGAGGGUUAGGAGGCAGCUCUGGAUUUGGCCUGGGCUCUGGCUCCGGAGGUGGCUUUGGAUUCGGCGGUGGCAUCGGUGGCAGUUCCAGCGGCAAGAUCAUCUCUACCACCACCCUGACCAAGAAAUCCUUCCGAUAA
Odocoileus virginianus texanus is the source of this 1605-nucleotide messenger RNA. It is a transcript of the gene KRT4, whose product is annotated as keratin 4. The record is from RefSeq and is a predicted model, not a curated record. Gene Ontology annotation, biological process: keratinization; intermediate filament organization. Gene Ontology annotation, molecular function: structural constituent of skin epidermis. Gene Ontology annotation, cellular component: keratin filament. NCBI's taxonomy places the organism in Eukaryota, Metazoa, Chordata, Mammalia, Artiodactyla, Cervidae.